Molecule: messenger RNA, 555 nt
Organism: Drosophila suzukii
Lineage: Eukaryota; Metazoa; Arthropoda; Insecta; Diptera; Drosophilidae
Gene: Acp26Ab
Product: Accessory gland protein 26Ab
Biological process (GO): mating behavior
Cellular component (GO): extracellular region
Source: RefSeq, a predicted model, not a curated record
UAGGGUAAAAGCUUUCAAAACUGUUUACAGUCUACAGAAUAUCUUUAAACAAUGAACUACAUCGCGCUGCUCUGCAUUUUCACGUACAUUUGCCUUUGGCAAUUUACUGAAGCUGCUCCAUACAUAAGCAUUGAGUCUAGUUCAAGAUCCAAGUCCGAGAAAAUGGUGGGUGGCCUUAUGAGAACUCUUUAUGACUUGAACGUUCAGGACAAAGUGGAUGAUUUCACUGGGCAACUGGUUCACAGGCGGCAGGCAGACUUUAAAUCGGAUUUUAUGAGCCCGGAAGCUUUAAACCAAUUACAUCGUAAUUUAGGCAUACAUAUAAAUAUAUAAGCAAGUUUGUAAUUUUUUAAGUACUGUUUUCGAGCAUGUAUUCGAAAAUCAGUGUAUACAUUUUAAUCUAAUCACAAUCGAUAAAGAUAUGCAUUAAUUUAUCUUAUACAACUACAACAUAUGAUCUAACCAUUUUCAAAUAUUAAAAUAUAACACUUGUACGAGUAGGAUACUGAUAUUUUGAAACUCUUAAAAUUAUAAAGUAAGACAAAUAAAAACAGG